AUGGGAAACUCGCAUGCUAAAAAGCGUGACACUCCCUCACCGGUGGUAACCAGAAACUUGUCACCAUCACCACGACCGUCCUCGCCACCUGAAUCAUCUAGAAGACCACCGCGAGAACCACCACCUGUGUCCUUUAAGAAGCAACACCAUGGUUCGGGGAAACUAUCUGUGAAAGAGAAAUACGCUCUGAUUCCCGAUAACUUCACUUCGCUUAAACAGGUUACAACUGCGUUGAGGAACGAAGGUUUAGAAUCAUCAAAUCUUGUCCUUGGAGUUGAUUUUACCAAAAGCAAUGAAUGGACUGGAAGUAUCUCAUUCAACAAUAAAAGCCUACAUGCUAUUGGAAAUACACCUAACCCCUAUGAGAAAGCCAUCACUAUUAUUGGCAAGACUCUGGCUCCCUUUGAUGAUGACAACUUGAUUCCUUGCUUUGGCUUUGGUGAUGCCACCACUCAUGAUCAAGAAGUUUUUAGCUUUCACAGUGACCAUUCAUCUUGCCAUGGUUUUGAGGAAGUUUUGACUUGCUAUCAAAAAAUUGUUCCGAACUUAAGACUUUCAGGACCAACUUCAUACGCUCCCGUGAUUGAGGCUGCAAUAGACAUAGUUGAGCAAAGUCAUGGCCAAUUCCAUGCGUUAGUUAUUGUUGCAGAUGGCCAGGUUACAACUAGUGCUGCCUCUGAAGAUGGAGAACUAAGUCCACAGGAAGCAAGGACCAUCAAAGCAAUAGCUGAUGCAAGUUCAUAUCCCCUCUCUAUUAUUCUGGUUGGAGUUGGUGAUGGACCUUGGGAUGACAUGAAGAAGUUUGAUGACAAGAUACCAGCUCGCGACUUUGACAAUUUUCAGUUUGUUAACUUCACUGACAUAAUGUCUAAGAAAUCAAGCUCGUCUGAAAAAGAAGCUGCUUUUGCUCUGGCUGCACUAAUGGAGAUACCGUUUCAAUAUAAAGCAGCCAUCGAACUAGGGCUGCUUGGUCGAGUAACAGGAAGGUCAAAUAAAAUUGUUCCAAGACCUCCUCCAGUUCCAUAUUCUAGGCUUGUGCCUCCAGCUCGUGCUCUCAGCAAUAUGCCAACUUUCAUGGAUGAUGAGAGAAAUCAAAUGGCAUGUGCUAUUUGUCUGACCAGUAGAAAGGAUUUGGCCUUUGGAUGUGGUCACAUGACUUGUAGAGACUGUGGAUCCAGGGAUGGUUUAGGUGUUAAGAAAAUUGUGCAUGAAUGUAUGCCUGCUUAUGGGGCAUCAUUGGACCUAAAUGGGCUUCUUGGGAUGCUUGGUUUGGGAGAAAAGGGAGCAUCCAUUUCUGAAGAUACCACAAAAACUUGGCUUCAGAUACUGUUGCUGACACUUGCGAUUGGAAUCUGGUUUCUGUUGUAUCAGUUGGCAGAGGACAGAGAAAGCAAUGACAACGUCAAAGAGGUUGAUGAGUUGGGGGAGAUGGAUCACCCCAAUCAUGAAUUCGACCAUUUUUUUGAGCCCCAUCAGAGAGAGCAGGAGCACCCCAAUGGUGAGCUGGACCAUUAUUUUCAUGAGGAAGAUCGUCACCGGGCCACCGCGCCCGGUGGCAAUGAUGGGAGGAUACACGGUGGUUGUGCCCUCUGUGGAAAUUUCAGCACCACAAGGUGCUCUCGCUGCAAGGCUGCUAGAUAUUGCUCAAUGAAAUGCCAAAUUAUAGAUUGGAGAUGGAGGCAUAAAUAUGAAUGUUGUGAAUCAGAGAUUGCAGCAGAUGAAGGAACCUCAAAGCUUCUCCACAAUUCUGAAAUAGAGAGUGCCUCUAAUGCGUCCCAUGUUGAUGAUGGAGUGGCGUGGAGUUCAGAAUCAGACAGGGGAGUGGAAGCAUCCAGUGGAAAUGAUGUUAACAAUUUCCAUGGUUGUGAAGUAUGUGGUUGCCCAAGUACCACAAGAUGUUCACGCUGCAAAGCUGUCAAAUACUGCUCAGUAAAGUGCUUAAUUAUGGACUGGAAAUGGCAUAAAGAGCAAUGCAUUACAAGUGUGGAUUCAGCUCCAAUAGAAAGAUCCUACACAGAUGUUGGAAUGCUCAAGAAUUCAUUGGAAGAGGAAGAUAAUAUUCAUUCUUCUGGUCCCCUUUCUUUGGAGUUUCAUCCAGCUGGAAGAACAAGAUCCAAGUCUCCAAUUAAAGUUUCACAGGUACUAUUGACAUAG
Sphenostylis stenocarpa is the source of this 2154-nucleotide messenger RNA. The record is from the annotation of a GenBank genome assembly. Lineage: Eukaryota; Viridiplantae; Streptophyta; Magnoliopsida; Fabales; Fabaceae.